Messenger RNA from Exaiptasia diaphana, 930 nucleotides. RefSeq lists its product as uncharacterized. Bases 1 to 930 code for a protein of 309 amino acids. The transcript has 2 exons. Gene Ontology annotation, molecular function: nucleic acid binding. The record is from RefSeq and is a predicted model, not a curated record. NCBI's taxonomy places the organism in Eukaryota, Metazoa, Cnidaria, Anthozoa, Actiniaria, Aiptasiidae. Gene Ontology annotation, biological process: DNA integration.
AUGCGACCCUACCCCAAGCCUUACUAUCAUUUCAGAGAUGAACUUACUAUAAUCGACGGAGUAAUACUUAAGAACAAUCGUGUAGUUGUACCGGCAACUCUGAGAGAAGACAUGCUUAACAGGAUACACGAAGGACACAUGGGAAUAGAGAAAUGUCGAAGACGUGGCCGCAGAACACUAUACUGGCCCAACAUGAGUAGAGACAUUGAAAACAAAGUUAGCACCUGUGCUGUAUGUCAGAAGUACAGAUAUAAACAACAGAAAGAACCUCUAAUAUCACAUGAAGUUCCAAGCACACCAUGGGUGAAAGUUGCAGCAGACAUAUAUACACUCAAUGAUAAUGGUCCCCAGUUUACGUGUGAAGAAUUUAAAAUGUUCACCAAGGCAUAUGAAAUAACAUAUAUCUACUCAAGUCCCUAUCAUCCUCAGUCGAAUGGACAAGCAGAAAAAGGAGUAGGAAUAKUAAAAAACUUACUCAAGAAGUCUUUAGAAGCCAAAGAAGAUCCAUAUCUAGUACUGCUAGCAUACCGCAGCACGCCUUUAGAUUGUGGUAAAUCACCAGCAGAAUUAUGUAUGAAMAGAUUAUUAAGAACAACAUUACCUAAUGCAGCUGAUCAUAAAGUCAACAAAGAUCCUCGUGCAACAGCUGAACGAUCCAAACAGAAAGAGUAUUAUGACAAAAGAGCAAAGCCUUUAAGAGAACUCAAGGAGAAUGAAACAGUCAGAAUAAGAGAUGAUAAAUGUUGGAGUAAGAAAGCAAAAGCACAAAAGUUCCAAGAAACACCAGAUGACACUGUAGAAAAGUUAACAACAGAUAAUUCAAAUGCUCUCGAAAAUCUUACAGAUGUCAGAAACACUCCUUCAAAUAUGUUGAAGUCACUUCUAGCGUACGAAGGUCACAUAGGCAAAGAAAAAAGCCAGAAAGAUUAA